AUGGCCACCAACAUCAGCACCACCUUCCUCAUAAUGUCCGACUCGCACGGGAAACAACUACUCUCAAAACCCCCUGCAGAGCACAUCGACGUGGCCAUCCACUGCGGCGAUCUCACACAAGAAUCGAAACUCGACGAAUUCAAAACCACACUCCGGCACCUCCAAGACGUCAACGCAGACUUGAAAUUAGUCAUCGCCGGAAACCACGAUUUUACCUUAGAUGUCCCGGCAUUUGAAAGCAUAGUCAGAAAUACACGGCCGCCUUUAGAGCCAGAACUGGUCCGAAAAACAUACGGCGACUACGGCUCGUAUGAAUUCAAACUUCGGAAUGGUGCUUUGCUGCGAGUAUAUGCGAGUCCGUAUACGCCAUCGUUGGGCCAUCGCUUUGAUAUUCCGGAGGAUGUUGAUGUGGUGAUUACUCAUGGGCCUCCGAAAGGAAUCCUGGAUUAUACGGGAUCACAACAGAGGGCCGGUUGUCCGCAUCUGUUUCAGGCCAUUGCUCAUGCAAGGCCGCGUCUACACUGUUUUGGGCAUAUCCAUGAAGGAUGGGGAGGGAAAUUGGUGACAUGGAGAAGGCAUGUAGCAUCGGACCUACCACCUUCGCAUUUCACGCAUAUUGAUCAUGCAAGAUCAACGCUAUUAGGUAGCCUUGCCGGGUUGAGUGAUGCACGGCAGGACAGGGACUUGGAUCUUUUCACGGCUGACUAUGAUUUCUCUGAACAGGAGCCGCAAACAUUGUUCCUUAAUGUGGCCCUCCAGGGGACCCCCGAGAUGGGUCAGAUACCGUGGGUUACAAAGAUUCCGCUCCCACGUGUGAAGACGUGA
Talaromyces marneffei is the source of this 825-nucleotide messenger RNA. RefSeq lists its product as uncharacterized. Lineage: Eukaryota; Fungi; Ascomycota; Eurotiomycetes; Eurotiales; Trichocomaceae. Bases 1 to 825 code for a protein of 274 amino acids. The transcript has 3 exons. Gene Ontology annotation, molecular function: hydrolase activity. The record is from RefSeq and is a predicted model, not a curated record.